Pectinophora gossypiella (pink bollworm) is the source of this 581-nucleotide messenger RNA. It is a transcript of the gene RpII15, whose product is annotated as DNA-directed RNA polymerase II subunit RPB9. Lineage: Eukaryota; Metazoa; Arthropoda; Insecta; Lepidoptera; Gelechiidae. Gene Ontology annotation, cellular component: RNA polymerase II, core complex. The transcript has a single exon. The record is from RefSeq and is a predicted model, not a curated record. Gene Ontology annotation, molecular function: DNA-directed RNA polymerase activity; zinc ion binding; nucleic acid binding. Gene Ontology annotation, biological process: maintenance of transcriptional fidelity during transcription elongation by RNA polymerase II; transcription-coupled nucleotide-excision repair; transcription initiation at RNA polymerase II promoter. The coding region runs from base 150 to 524 and encodes 124 amino acids.
UUGUCAAUGUCAUUUUGGCGUUUGUUGAACUUUGGCUUGGCUAUGUGUGCAAAUACUGAUUUUAUAGAUAUUACAACUUUGCUGUGAUAAUAAACUAAACUGUAUUCGUUUUAUCGCUCAGUUAGUUGUAACAUAAUCAUUAAACCACUAUGAAUAUUGCAAGAAAGGAUGGGGGUCCCGGUUAUGUCGGCAUUCAGUUCUGCACCGAGUGCAAUAACAUGCUUUACCCGCGCGAAGAUAAAAAUAACAAAGUUCUGCUGUAUGCCUGUAGAAAUUGUGACUACAAACAACUGGCGGAUUCCAACUGCGUGUACGUGAACAAAAUUAUGCACGAAGUCGAUGAAUUGACCCAUAUAAAUCCUGAUGUUGUGAGUGACCCGACUUUGCCUCGUACGAAGGAUCACGUGUGCCCGAAGUGCAACCAUCGAGAGGCGGUAUUCUUCCAGGGACAGACGCGGCGAGCUGAAGAGGAGAUGAGACUGUACUAUGUGUGUACAAGUUGCAAACACAGAUGGACUGAAUGAAUGUUACAAUUAUUUACUGUAAGGUUAAUUUUAAGAAUAAAUCAGAUAAUUAUUUCA